AUUUGAAAACAUGGAUUCCAAAAAAGCAUCUGAAGCAUCAGGCAAGAUGAGUGAUGAUGGAGACAUUGCAUCUGUCAUGGGAUUCUCUGGGUUUGGUAAGAAAGCCCGCACGUUUGACCUUGAUGCCAUUUUUGAGCAGACAAGACGAACAGCCAUCGAGAGGAGUCAGCGUGUGUUGGAGGAGCGGCAGAUGGAGAUGCACGUGGAGGAGGAAGGGGAGAGCUCUAAGUCAGUCAAGCCAUCAGUCCACAGUCAGAGAGACAAAGCUGCAGCAGCUUCUUCCAGAGUGCAGAAGAAAGAGAGCAGCAGUGACAGUGGGUCAGAUUCUGAUUCAGACUCAGAGCUUAUCGGGCCACCCGUGCCUCCUCAGCAUGAUGAUGAUGAUGAUGAGCUCGUAGGACCACCUCUUCCACCAGGUUACACAGGCAGCACGGCUCACAGUGAUGAUGAUGAUGAUGAUGAUGAUGAUGAAGAAGAGGAGGUGCAAGAUGAUGAUGACGACGAUAAUCCAGUGAAAAGGAUUCCAGACACUCAUGAGAUCACUCUGCAGCAUGGCACUAAAACGGUGUCAGCUCUUGGCUUAGAUCCCUCUGGAGCCCGCCUCGUGUCUGGUGGAUAUGAUUAUGAUGUGCGCUUCUGGGAUUUUGCUGGGAUGGAUCAGGCUCUACAGGCCUUCAGAUCGCUGCAGCCCUGCGAGUGCCAUCAGAUCAAGUCUCUGCAGUACAGCGUCACCGGUGAUGUCAUCCUGGUGGUUUCAGGCAACGCGCAGGCCAAGGUGUUGGACCGUGAUGGGUUCAGUGUCAUGGAGUGUGUGAAAGGAGACCAGUACAUUGUGGAUAUGGCUAACACAAAGGGUCACACAGCUAUGCUUAAUUGUGGGUGCUGGCAUCCUAAGAUUAAAGAAGAGUUCAUGACCUGCUCCAAUGAUGGCACUGUACGCACGUGGGACCUGAACUCAGAGAAGAAGCACAAGUCUGUGUUCAAACCUCGUUCCCUCCAGGGCAAGAAGGUCACCCCCACAUGCUGCACCUACAGCCGCGAUGGAAAGCUCAUCGCAGCGGGCUGCCAAGAUGGUACCAUCCAGAUCUGGGACAGAAACCUCAGCGUUCAUACAAAGUUUCACUGUCGGCAAGCCCACGCUCCAGGAUCGGACACCUCGUGCCUCACCUUUUCUUAUGAUGGCAUGACUCUUGCUUCACGUGGAGGUGAUGACACUCUCAAGAUUUGGGAUAUACGCAAGUUCAGGAAGCCAGUAAAUGAAGUUAGUGGUCUGACCAACUACUUUUCCAUGACUGACUGCUGUUUUAGCCCAGAUGACAAGCUUCUGGUAACGGGGACGUCAGUGAAGAAAGAUGAAGGAAAUGGGAAGCUGGUUUUCUUUGACCGAGCUUCAUUUCAGAGGGUCUAUGAAAUAGAAGUCACCAAUGCAAGUGUUGUCCGCUGCCUGUGGCACCCAAAACUUAACCAGAUCAUGGUGGGAACUGGAAACGGGCUGGUCAAGGUGUAUUAUGACCCUGUUAAAAGUCACAGAGGGGCUAAGCUGUGCGUAGUGAAGAGUAAGCGCAAAGAGAAACAUGCAGAGGCUCUCACACAAGACUACAUCAUCACACCUCAUGCCUUACCCAUGUUCAGAGAGGCCCGACAGCGGAGUACACGCAAACAGCUGGAGAAGGACAGACUUGACCCAAAGAAAUCCCACAAACCCGAGCCUCCUGUGUCUGGACCAGGCCGAGGAGGCAGAGUUGCAGCUCACGGUGGCACGUUGUCUUCAUUCAUUGUGAAGAACAUUGCUUUAGAUAAGACAGACGACAGUAACCCGCGAGAGGCCAUCCUACGUCACGCCAAGGACGCAUCAGAGAACCCUUACUGGAUUGCCCCAGCAUACAAACAGACCCAGCCAGAGCCUGUGUUUGCAGACGAAUCAGAGGAUGAGGAGACUGACAAAGAACCAGAAUGGAAGAAACGCAAAAUCUGAGAGACUUUGGCAUCAGUUCAUUUUAUACAGGACAUGCAGGCAGGGUGGCGAUUAGUCGAUAAACAGAGUUACUCUGCAAAGGAGCAUCAAUUAUGUUGCUAAAUUGUACAGUAUCUGUCCUCCUUACAGUGCUAUUAAGCCUUUAUGUAUAUUUUAUGUGCACUCGUCUGUGUUAAGGGGAAACCCAUAAAUCAAAGAGGAUUUUAUCAUAAAUGUAAUUUUCUUUAGGCUUCAGUUUCUCUCACUGCAAUUCAUGAACCAGUGGAAAGCUUUUUACGUCUGUUUAGAUUGUAUGUACUUUAUUUUCAUCACUCCCAUUGUCCUCUCACCCCACAUCUCCAGCGUUUGCUAAUGCCUCGUAAAUCGGCUCCAGAUUUUGCGGUCUGGAGCUGUUUAUCGCUAUGAAGAACAGUUUGCCAAUUUGUAUUAAGUAAAUGACUAAGAAGUACAAAAAAAAUCCAGCCAAAUUUACUUUGAGAUGUUUUAAAGGCUUUAAUGUUUCUAAAGAUGUAUUUUUUGGGGUUGUGAUAUACAAAACUUUAUCAGUCAUCUGCUAAUUUAGUUUGUUUUGGGUUAUUUACACCCUGAAUUCCACCUUAAAAACCUUAAUAAAAGACAUUGCCUCUAAAUGUCAAAUUGUAUAUUUUAUCCAAAGUGAAUUGGUUUUAACAGCUGACUAAAGGGAGAUCUUGGCCAGAUAGCUUUUCUGUGAGGCUUCAGUUCCUCACAGAGGCUGUAGCUCCAAAAUACACAGCAUACCCAGUCUUACUCUUUAAAAAGAACCGUUUUUACUGGCUCCUUACAAAAAAAAUGUAAUUGCAAGUACAGUUUCUAAUAUGGAAACCCUAGUUUUGUUGAAAAGGUCAUUUUCUGCAGUCUCCAACCACAUGCUGAAGUCAGUAUAUCAAAGUUUACUCAGUGUGCAUCACAUGUACAUAUUUCAUUUGCAACAUUAAGCUAAGAGUCUUUCUCAAACAGCUGUUCUCAAAGUGAAUAAUAAACUUCUACAGUCAAA
Archocentrus centrarchus (flier cichlid) is the source of this 2990-nucleotide messenger RNA. It is a transcript of the gene wdr70, whose product is annotated as WD repeat domain 70. Gene Ontology annotation, cellular component: site of double-strand break; nucleus. Lineage: Eukaryota; Metazoa; Chordata; Actinopteri; Cichliformes; Cichlidae. The record is from RefSeq and is a predicted model, not a curated record. Gene Ontology annotation, molecular function: protein binding. The coding region runs from base 11 to 1975 and encodes 654 amino acids. The transcript has 18 exons.